AUGCCGCGAGAACAUCCAGUCACAGUCUCACCCGAGGAGGUUCGCCGCACUUUGGGUGAUCUUGAAUCGCAGAGAUCCCAGCAGCGCCGUUCCUAUCAGCGACCUUCACCGCUUAUUAGGGUUCCCCACGACGAGAUCCUCCGCGUCUUGCACGAUAUAGACCGCCAGCGCGCUAAAGAACGAAGCCGCCACCCCGAACAACCCAUCCCCGAGACGACCCCGAGAAGAGCAAGCGCCCUCCACUCCACCCCCAACGCAGCCAAAACACUUCCCUACAAGACACACGCAGCCGCCAGCGACUGCAUCACCGAGACGACCUAG
Hirsutella rhossiliensis is the source of this 321-nucleotide messenger RNA. RefSeq lists its product as uncharacterized. The transcript has 2 exons. The record is from RefSeq and is a predicted model, not a curated record. The coding region runs from base 1 to 321 and encodes 106 amino acids. NCBI's taxonomy places the organism in Eukaryota, Fungi, Ascomycota, Sordariomycetes, Hypocreales, Ophiocordycipitaceae.